Molecule: messenger RNA, 8465 nt
Organism: Oncorhynchus nerka (sockeye salmon)
Lineage: Eukaryota; Metazoa; Chordata; Actinopteri; Salmoniformes; Salmonidae
Product: mucin-2-like
Exons: 54
Coding region: 1-8232 (2743 amino acids)
Cellular component (GO): extracellular matrix
Molecular function (GO): protein binding
Source: RefSeq, a predicted model, not a curated record
AUGAUCACGACUAUACCCACACUUUCAGGAGUGAAUGCCUCACACAAUGACCAGGUCUGCAGCACAUGGGGUAACUAUCACUUCAAGACCUUCGACGGGGACUUUUUCCAGCUCCCCUCUACCUGCAACCAUGUUGUGACCUCACUGUGUAAGAGCAGCUAUGAGGCUUUCAACAUCCAGAUGAGGCGGCAGGUAGUGGACAACCAGCCCACCAUUAGCAAGAUCACCAUGAAGCUGGAUGGUGUAGUGGUGGAGCUAUCCAAGGGUGUUGUUGUGGUCAAUGGCCAGACGGUGACCCUGCCGGUCAGCUUGUCUGGAGUCAGCAUCAUGAAGACUACUUCCAAUGUGAAGGUCGUAGCCAAACUGGGGCUGGUUGCUGUUUGGAACAAGGAUGACUCCCUAAUGAUUGAAAUGAACGAGAAGUACAGAAACCAGACCUGCGGACUGUGUGGUGACUUCAAUGAAGUCCAAACAUACAAUGAGUUCAUCAUCAAUGGUGGGAAACUCUCUAGCUCUGACUAUGGAAACCUCUGGAAACUGGAUGGUCCUCUGGAAGUCUGUGAGGAGCCUACACUAACUUCCGAGGAGAGUUGUGGAGAUGAGGAAUUUUGUCAGCAGCUAUUUUCCAGUGCAGCUUUCAGUAGCUGCACUAAUUAUUUGGACAAGGACGCCUUCGUCGAGACCUGCCUGGCUGACCUGUGCCACUGUGAUAACAGCACCAACUCAUUCUGCCUGUGCAACACCAUCUCAGAGUACUCCCGUCAGUGUGUUCAUGCAGGGGGGAAGCCCCAGCAAUGGAGGACUGAACAGUUCUGCUAUAAGACAUGCCCCGACAACAUGGAGUACCAGGAGUGUGGAAGCCCCUGUGUUGACACCUGCUCCAACCCAGAGGCCAGACAGUUGUGUGAAGACCACUGUACAGGCGGCUGCUUCUGUCCUCUAGGUACUGUUUUCGAUGAUGUCAACAACAGUGGCUGUAUUCCAGUGAGCGAAUGCCUCUGUGUCCACAAUGGACAAUUAUACAAAUCUGGAGAAUCUUACACCAGCAACUGUAAAGAAUGCACCUGUGCUGGUGGUCAGUGGGCCUGCACAGACAAGGACUGUCCUGGGACCUGCUCUGUGGAGGGAGGAUCCCACAUCAACACCUAUGAUGGGAAAGCCUACACCUUUCACGGGGGCUGCUCUUACAUUCUGACCAAGCAAUGCAAUGGAACUGAAUUCACCGUGCUGGGAGACAUUGUGAAGUGUGGGUUGACUGACACUGAGACGUGUAUGAGGGCUGUUACCCUUGCCCUCUCCAGCAGAUCCACCGUGAUCCGAGUCCAGUCAUGUGGAAGUGUUUUUGUAAAUCAGAUUCUUUCUCAGCUCCCACUCUAUACAGCUGAAGUGACCGUCUUCAAGCCCUCCACAUUCUACAUUGUUAUCCAGACAACUCUUGGAGUUCAACUUCAGAUCCAGCUUUCACCAGUUAUGCAGAUCUACAUAACUGCCAUCUCAUCCUACAAAGGAACAACCUGUGGCCUUUGCGGAAACUACAAUAAUGUUCAGGCAGAUGAUUUCAGAGUCAUCAGUGGAUUGGUGGAGGGCACAGCUGUAGCUUUUGCCAACACAUGGAAGACCAUGUCUAGCUGCCCUGAUGUCAAGACUAGCUUUGAAAACCCCUGCAGUUUGAGCAUUGAAAAUGAGAAAUAUGCCCAGCACUGGUGUUCCAUGUUAUCAGAUCCUAAAGGAGUGUUCUCGCCUUGCCAUUCUGAAAUAAGACCUGACACCUACAAAACCAAUUGCAUGUAUGACAGCUGUAACUGUGAGAAGAGUGAGGACUGCAUGUGUGCUGCCGUCUCCUCUUAUGUCCACGCUUGUGCUGCCGAGGGUAUCCAGCUCACUGGCUGGAGAGACACUAUCUGCAAUACAUUUGCCACUUGCCCCAGUCAAACAGUUUAUACCUACAACAUGACCAGCUGUGGACGCACCUGCCGCUCCCUGAGCAUGACAGACCAAUCUUGCCAGGUGGAGUUUGUUCCAGUGGACGGAUGUGGCUGUGCAGAGGGCACCUACAUGGACGAGGCUGGCCAGUGUGUUGCCCCCACCAACUGUCCCUGCUAUGACAAGGGCUCGGUGGUCCCUGCAGGAGAGACUAUCAGCAGAGACGGUGCCACCUGCACUUGCAGACAAGGGACAUUGAGUUGCACUGGGGAAGCAAGACUAUUUAUAUGCACACUACCAAUGGUUUUCUUCAACUGCUCAACUGCACCUCCAGGAGCUUCAGGUUCAGAGUGUCAGAAGAGCUGCAAAACUCUGGACAUGACCUGUAUUAGCACAGAGUGCACAUCAGGUUGUAUGUGCCCCAACGGACUGGUGUCUGAUGGAAACGGAGACUGCAUCAAGGAGGAACUUUGUCCUUGUGCUCACAAUGGAGCUACUUACCAAGCUGGAGAGACCCUUAAGGUUGACUGCAAUACAUGUACUUGCAAGGACAGACAAUGGCAGUGUACCACACAUCUCUGUGAUGGAGUUUGUGCAAUCUAUGGAGAGGGUCACUAUAUCACUUUUGAUGAGAAAAGGUUCAACUUUAAUGGAAACUGUGAAUACACUCUCAUUCAGGACUACUGUGGCAAUACUAAUGGCAGUGGCAGCUUCAGAGUCCUCACUGAGAACGUUCCUUGUGGAACUAAAGGCACCACCUGCUCCAAGACCAUCAAGCUCUUCCUGGGGACCAGUGAGCUCAUACUGGCAGAUGGGACCGCUCAAGUUGUCAGGAGUACUCCAGAAGAGCAGUUUCCUAAACAGAUCAGCCUUCUGGGGAAUUAUCUGGUCAUUGAAGUCAAAAGUGGUCUAAUCCUCAUGUGGGACAAGAAGACCAGUCUCUUUAUCAAGCUUAGCCCACAAUACCAGGGGCUGGUGUGUGGUCUGUGUGGAAACUAUGAUGGCAACGCAAACAAUGACUUCACCACUAGAGCCCAAGCGACUGUUGUUGAUCCGGUGGAAUUUGGAAACAGCUGGAAAGUUUCAUCAAGCUGUCCAAGUGUAUCCGCUGUAGUGCACCCAUGUGCCUCCAACCCGUACAGAGCGUCUUGGGCCCAGAAACAGUGCAGCAUCAUUAACAGUGAUGUUUUCACAGCCUGCCAGAACCAGGUGGACCCCUCUCCUUACUACGAUGCUUGUGUGAGAGACUCAUGUGCUUGUGACAGUGGUGGAGACUGUGAGUGCUUCUGUACCGCAGUGGCAGCUUAUGCAAAGGCCUGUAAUGAAGCUGGAGCAUGCGUAGCCUGGAGAACCCCUCGAAUUUGCCCACUGUUCUGUGAUUACUACAACCCUACUGGAGAAUGUGAGUGGCACUACAAGGCAUGUGGAGCUCAGUGUAUGAAGACCUGCAGAAACCCUUCCGGAGACUGUUCUAGUUUAAUUCCAGCAUUGGAAGGCUGCUAUCCUAACUGUCCUGCGGCACAACCUUACUUCAAUGAGGAGACAAUGAAGUGUGUGGAGAGGGAACAAUGUGGCUGUUACGACUAUGAAGGAAACCAGUACACCAAUGGACAGAAUCUUCCGGCACAAAAUUGUGAAACAUGCACCUGCACAAUGACUGGAGUGAGCUGUAGUUAUGAUGUAAAUGAUUGUACAUGCUUGCAUAAUGGUAAACAACACCCAUAUGGAGAAACCCUCUACAAUACAACAGAUGGGAUUGGUAACUGCAUUGUUGCUGUUUGUGCCUCAAACGGAACCAUUACCAGGAACAUUUCGCCUUGUAAAGUGACCACAACUCCAGUACCAACCACAACAUCCCCUCUGACCACAACAACUGUCCAUGAAGAAACAACAACUGAGACCAUCGCAUCCACAAAGCCACCUAAAGUAGUCACCACAGGCCCAACAACCACUUCCACAACUGUAAAUGUUGAAACUUCUACUUCAACAUCACAGCCCACAACAACAGGUGAAGAAACAACUGGGCCAGUUGUCAUAACUUCCAAUCCCACGACAUCAACCACAACUUCAAAGGCACCCACUACACCUACCACAGCCACAAAACCACCUAAAGAAGUCCCCACGGGCCCAACAACAACUUCCACCACUGUAAUAGCUGAAACCUCUACUUCAACAUCACAGCCCACAGCAACAGGUGAAGAAACAACAGGGCCAGUUGUCAUAACUUCCAAUCCCACUACUUUAACAACAACAACAAUUGCACCAACAACAACGACACCUACCACAGGUGGAACGACAACAGUUGAAGAAACCACAACCGAGACAAUUUCAUCUACAGCCACAAAGCCACCUAAAGAAGUCCCCACGGGCCCAACAACAACUUCCACCACUGUAAUUGCUGAAACCUCUACUUCAACAUCACAGCCCACAGCAACAGGUGAAGAAACAACAGGGCCAGUUGUCAUAACUUCCAAUCCCACUACUUUAACAACAACAACAAUUGCAGCCACAACAACGACACCUACCACAGUCACCUCCGGCCCAACAACAACUUCCACCACUGUAAUUGCUGAAACCUCUACUUCAACAUCACAGCCCACAGCAACAGGUGAAGAAACAACAGGGCCAGUUGUCAUAACUUCCAAUCCCACUACUUUAACAACAACAACAAUUGCAGCCACAACAACGACACCUACCACAGGUGGAACGACAACAGUUGAAGAAACCACAAAUGAGACAAGUCCAUCUACAAAACCACCUAAAGAAGUCACCUCCGGCCCAACAACAACUUCCACCACUGUAAUUGCUGAAACCUCUACUUCAACAUCACAGCCCACAGCAACAGAAGUCACCUCCGGCCCAACAACAACUUCCACCACUGUAAUUGCUGAAACCUCUACUUCAACAUCACAGCCCACAGCAACAGCUGAAACCUCUACUUCAACAUCACAGCCCACAGCAACAGGUGAAGAAACAACAGGGCCAGUUGUCAUAACUUCCAAUCCCACUACUUUAACAACAACAACAAUUGCAUCCACAACAAUGACACCUACCACAGGUGGAACGACAACAGUUGAAGAAACCACAAAUGAGACAAGUCCAUCUACAAAACCACCUAAAGAAGUCACCUCCGGCCCAACAACCACUUCCACCACUGUAAUUGUUGAAACCUCUACUUCAACAUCACAGCCCACAGCAACAGGUGAAGAAACAACAGGGCCAGUUGUCAUAACUUCCAAUCCCACUACUUUAACAACAACAACAAUUGCACCAACAACAACGACACCUACCACAGCAACAGGUGAAGAAACAACAGGGCCAGUUGUCAUAACUUCCAAUCCCACUACUUUAACAACAACAACAAUUGCACCCACAACAACGACACCUACCACAGCCCACAGCAACAGAAGUCACCACGGCCCAACAACAACUUCCACCACUGUAAUUGCUGAAACCUCUACUUCAACAUCACAGCCCACAGCAACAGGUGAAGAAACAACAGGGCCAGUUGUCAUAACUUCCAAUCCCACUACUUUAACAACAACAACAAUUGCACCCACAACAAUGACACCUACCACAGGUGGAACGACAACAGUUGAAGAAACCACAACGGAGACAAUUUCAUCUACAGCCACAAAGCCACCUAAAGAAGCCACCACAGGCCCAAUUACAUAUUCCACAACUGCUGAAGUUGUAACUUUGACAUCACAGCCUUCAACAACAAGUACAGAAACAACAGAGCCAGUUGUCAUCACAGGCCCAUUAGAAACAACAAGAAAUCCUUCAACAUUGCCACAAGUGAUUAUUACACCAACAUCACAAGUAGUCACCACCAGCCAGUGUAUGUGCAUUGUUAAUGGGACACAAUAUCUACCAGGGAACCUAGUGUAUAAUGUGACUGAUGGUUCAGGGUGGUGCUUCACCGCUUACUGCAAAGCCACGUGCCAAGUUGAAGUGGAAUCAAAUCCAUGUCCUUCCUCUACACCACCCACUGUUUCACCCACAACGUCAGAGACAACGACCACACCACCAACAACUCAAUCCUCCCCAGACUGCACUAGCAUUCAGCCACCAAGAAAGAAUGGAGAGUCUUGGCAGCUGAAUAGCUGUACCACAGCAAUUUGCCAGGACGGCAUUGUUGUCCAGCUACCAGUAAAAUGCAAGCCAGUGGAGCCACUACAGUGUGAGAAUGGUCGUCCACCUGUCAAGGUCUAUGAUUCAACUGGAUGCUGCUUUACAUAUGAAUGUGAAUGUGUAUGCAGUGGAUGGGGUGGAUCUCACUACAUGACAUUUGAUGGAGUAUAUUACAAUUUCCAGGAGAACUGCUCAUACACCUUAGUGAAAGAAAUCAACUUCAAGUACAACCUUACCAUUAUUGUUCAUAAUCACUACUGUGGAAACGCAGACAGUGGAUUCUGUCCUCAGUCCCUUAUCAUUCACUACAAUUCCUAUGAAGUGAUUCUUACCCAGCAGAGAUCUGGUGAAACAACAGAAAACGUGGUAUAUGUCAACAGUAAACGAAUCUACCCAGCUUACAGAAUGGUUGACAUUGCUCUAACAAGUACUGGUGUGGAGGUCGUGCUGGAGAUCCCUGAUCUUAAGGUUCAGGUGUCUUACAAGGGGUCAUCAUUUAGCAUCAACCUUCCUUACUCCCUCUUCCAAAGCAGCACAGAGGGCCAGUGUGGUACCUGUGAUAAUUCCCAGAAGAAUGACUGCCAGUCACCUAAUGGUCAGAUACAGAGCUGCUCAGUCGCAGCUAGCCAGUGGCUAAUUCCAAACCAGGACUGUCAAACUCCUCCAACAGCACCACCCCCAAGCACAUCCCCUACCCCCUGCAAGACAGCCGUUUGUGAAAUCAUGAACAGCAAGGUCUUUGAGGAAUGCCAUAAAGCGGUUUCUCCUGAUGUCUUCGUUCGGACCUGUAGAUCAGAUGUCUGCUACAAUGCUAAUUCUAGCUGCUCUAGUCUGGAGGCGUAUGCAUCUGAAUGUGCAAAUAAAGGGAUCUGCAUUGAAUGGAGGAAGUUCACCCAUGGAGAAUGUGAGCAUACAUGCCCAGCCACGAAGGUGUACAUGCCAUGUGGUCCAGCAGUUGAACCAACAUGUAAUACCAGAUAUAAUGAGAAGUAUUUGAACAACCAAACCCAAAUGAUCAAUAAGACGAAGGAGGGUUGCUUCUGUCCAUCUAAAACCGUCUUGUUCAGCACCUACUCUGAUACUUGUGUGGUCUCCUGUGGCUGCACCGGACCUGAUGGCAACCCCCAAAUGCCUGGUGAUACAUGGGAGAGUGGUUGCCAGCAGUGCACCUGUGACAUGGACUCCGUGAUUGUCCAGUGCCAGCCUAUCACCUGCCCCACACCAGCCACACCCAUCUGCAAUGAGACUGGUUACAGACUGGUGAACAAGACAGAAGGCUGCUGCCAGAAAUAUACAUGUGAGUGUGAUGCACUGCUUUGCCCCAAAGUCAUGAUGGACUGCCAGCCAGGGUGGGAGGCAAUUAUAAGCACAUCCAACUCAAGCUGCUGUCCAGAGUAUACCUGUGUUCCUAAGGGUGUAUGUGUCUACAAUAACAUUGAGUACCAGCCUGGUGCUGAAGUUCCUAAAGGAACAUGUGAGAAUUGUAUCUGCAGCUCGACCAUGGAUCCUAGCACCAAGCUCAACAACAUUGUGUGCACAAAUAUCUCCUGCGACACUACAUGUUCACAGGGCUUCCAGUAUCAGGCCAUACCUGGUCAGUGUUGUGGGAAAUGUGUACAGACAAGCUGUGUGGUUAAUAUGCCAGAUAAGACCAAACACACUAUGCAGGUGAACGAAACAUGGUCACCACCUGGUGACAAAUGUGUGAUGUACACGUGUGACAAAAGUGAUGACCAAUAUAUACCAGUAGAGGUGAAGACUGUGUGCCCUGAUUUCAGCCCAGAGAUCUGUGUCCCAGGUACAGAAAAGACAGAUGCAAAUGGAUGCUGCAAGACUUGCACAGAACGCAGGAAUGUCUGUGAGAUGAAGUACACCACCACUAGCUUUGUCAUCAGUGGCUGUGUGACCGCUGAGCCUGUGGAGAUCAAUUCCUGCUCAGGAAACUGUGGAACCUCUUCCAUGUACUCAGCAGAGGCGAACACCAUGAUGCACUACUGCUCCUGCUGCCAAGAGGCGACCACAAGCCAGAAAGAGGUGGAGCUGCUCUGCCCUGAUGGGUCAAAGGUCAAGCACUCCUACAUCCACGUUGAGUCGUGCGGAUGUCAUGUCACAGACUGUGACACAGGCACGACUGCCACCCCGGGAACAACCAGACAGCGCAGGAGGAGGCGCUAAACGUCUAGGGAGACAACAUCGGAAUUGUUCUCAUGACAUCGAAUGUUUUAGUGCGAAUUUGUUUUCUUGUUACUUUUUAAUUCAAUCUGUCAUGUCAGUGUAUUUCUACAAUCGGCAGCACUUAGUAUUAUGUUCUUAUACCUUCAUUGUAGAAUGAAAGUAUUUUCUAUGAUAAAUGUAGAGGGUAAUCUUUUUUUCUCAUUUGUAGUGAGUAAUAAACAACAGCAACAUCA